This is a messenger RNA of Scylla paramamosain (green mud crab), 6709 nucleotides long. RefSeq names its product carbohydrate sulfotransferase 5-like. Gene Ontology annotation, biological process: N-acetylglucosamine metabolic process; sulfur compound metabolic process. The transcript has 7 exons. The record is from RefSeq and is a predicted model, not a curated record. Bases 875 to 2281 code for a protein of 468 amino acids. Gene Ontology annotation, molecular function: N-acetylglucosamine 6-O-sulfotransferase activity. Lineage: Eukaryota; Metazoa; Arthropoda; Malacostraca; Decapoda; Portunidae.
GAUCUGACUAAUCGCAUCUGUGACCUUUCAAAAUAGUCGUGGUAAAGUGACAUGUUUUCAAGCACGUUUUUUACGGUUCUACUUAUAAACAGAGAAAAUUUCUACAUUAUUUCUCAGGAGAAACGCUCGGCUAAUCACUUCUGUGACCUUUUGGAAUAGUCGUGGUGAGAGAACAUAGCGUUUCAGAAUACAGUCUCAUUAUCAGGAAGGAAGAGAGUGGAUAAACCCAGGCUGUGAUAGACGAGAGGUGUCCUAAUAAGAAAAAGGAAAUUCUGACGCUCUGAUAAGAAGGAACAUCAAUGAAAUUCCCCACUUGGUAUUUCUUAUUACGUAUUGAAAUAUUUUGUCUUUACUCCAUGCCCGAGUGAGUGAGUGAGUGAGUGAGUGAGUGGGAUGGCAUAGACUUGAGAUUAACUGUUUUCAUGAGUGAUUGACUGGCUCGAAGACUGGCAGAGUGACUGAAUGAUUGGCUAAGUGACUUACUGAACGAUUUAGUGGCUACUUUAUUGACUGACUGACUGAAUGAUUGACUGACUGAGUGACUGACUGGUUAAGUAAUUGACUAGCUUACUAAGUGACUGACUGACUGACUUCUGAUUGACUUCUGGCUUAGUGGUGAAGUGACUUGGUGACUGACUUACUAAAUUAUAAUUUUUCGUAUCUUUCAUCCAGCUGACUGACUGACUGACUGCCUGACUGACUGUCUGACUAACUAACUAACUAACUGACCUACCAACCAUACCUAAUCUGACCUGACCUAACCUUUCCUUCUCCAAAUCUACUGCCAACUGACCAAUCAAUCAACUGACUGACUGACUGACUGACUGACUGACUGACUGACUGACUGACUGACACUGCCUCCAAAGGACCCGAAAUGCCUCGACUAAAGCGAAGAUUGCAACAAGUUGGGUUGGCUUUCCUAGGGAGCAAAUGGAGGCGAUUUCUGCUGCUUUUCCUGCUGUUUAGUGUCCUUCUGGCCGCUCAACUCAUCACUAGCUACAGCAAGCUGGCGGGGACAGCAGCGCCCGUAGAAGCAGAUGACGCGGGCGCAGAUGUGUUAGCAGGAGUGGAAGAUGUGACGGUCAAGAAAGCCUUCAACAUCAAGACGCAACAAGCCCAACAGGGGGACAGCACACGCACGCGCUUGCUCGAAGCCCUCACCCAGCUCAAGACGCGAGACCUGCAGAAGGCGCUGAAGCUGUAUGAUGCCACGUGGAACCCAGCGGCGGCACAGAAGCUGAGAAUGGACCAAGCUCUGCAGUCGCUGAAGAUGACGCUGUUAGAGGAAGUGAGCGCUCAUGGCUACGUGGACCUCAUGGCGGCUGCGCAUCACGCUCGUCCUCUGUCUGACACGCCGCGGCCUGAGCCUCUGCAGGUGGUGAUCGUGACAACAUGGCGCUCUGGCUCAACCUUCAUGGAGGAACUGCUGAAUUCUCAUCCCGCUGUCUUCAACCAAUACGAGCCGCUGACGUUCUUCGGUUUGCGGCAGAUUCGCAACGGGCAGGACUCCUUGAAGGCACAGAGGGUGAUCCACGAGCUCAUCUCCUGCAAGUACGAUGGACAGGACGAGUAUCUUCGGUCAGCACACGAGGUUCGGGAGCUCCUGACGCGGAACAAGUUAGUGUGGAAAGUGUGCAGCUCCGAGGACUGGGGCGACGCUCUCUGCUUCAACGAUUCCUUCCUCUCCCAGGCGUGCCACCUCUUCCCCUGGCGGACGAUGAAGUUGGUACGCCUUCGCCUUCGUUUCGUCCGCGCUCUCCUCCAAGACCCUGAGUUAAACGUCCGUGUUGUGUACUUAGUUCGGGACCCGCGCGGCGUCAUCAACUCAAGGACUGAUACUGUGAAGUGGUGCAAGACAGCAGACUGCAAUGAUCCUGGUCUUCUCUGCAACGACAUGGACGAGGACCUGAGAGCUGCCGUGGAUUUACAGAGAGACUUCCCAGAUAGAUUCUACGUGUUGAGAUACGAGGAUAUGUCUCUGAACCCGGUGAACAAGACGCGGGAACUCCUCUCUCACUUGACCUUGGACUUUGAUCCGCAUAUGGAGGAAUUUUUAGCCUCCCACACCACCAAGAACUACGACAAACCGUGGAGUACUUCAAGGGAGUCGAAGAAACGCGUCACCUACUGGGCGUCAAAACUCAAGCCUGAUAAGCUGAAUGACGUGCAAAAGGCGUGUGGUUCCGUCAUGGCAAAGUUUGGGUACCUCACAAUUAAUUCCACUAAAAAUGUGACGGUGGAUAAGAUUCUAGGGCCUCUUGUGCUCCCUUCCUCCCCCUGAUGUCCCGCCAAGUUAGCUGGAAUUGCCACAUCAGGGAUAAGAUUAGCAGUGUUGUUUUUGUUGUCGAGUUAAUGAUGGUGUUAACUUCCCAGAAAGCAAAGAUAAGGAACGGACCAUGUUCAUUUGUAUGGCGUUGUCAACGCGUAUUUUCUCAGUAUUGUUCUUUCAUGUUACGUUCCUAAUAUCAUGCAUAGUGUUCGACAGUUUGUUGAUCAUGUACGAUCGUAGGUAAUGGACGAAUGAACGAAAGCACAAAGUAUAUAUUUGCUACGUACAUGUCAUCCAGUAUUUUCAAUAAUCUUCGUUCAUUCUACGUUUUUAAAUAUCGAUAGUUUUUUUUAAUCAUACACGGUCGUAAAGUAUGGGAACCAAUGAACGAAACACAAGAUGAAUACUAUGCACUCGUAUAGAAUAAUGCCAUAUACGUAUUUCACAUAAAUUUCGCUCAUUGUUCGUUUCGAAUAUCAUACACUGAAAAGUUCGAUAGUUUUUAAUCAUGCACAAUCGUAAAAUAUGAGACGAAUGAACGAAAUCAUAAAAUCACAAGUUUAUCCACUCGUAUCAAAUAUCAUACACGUUCUGCCCACAAAUUUCGUUCGUUCUCUCAUAUCGUACACUCAAAGUUCGAUAGUUUCUGAAUACCGUACGAUUGUGCACCCUGCCCUGAUAGGCUCUAAGGGAAAAAGAAUGACCAAGUGCAAUAGUAACAGAACCCCCGAAGCUUCGGCCGCGGGAAGCUGUGAACCUAGGCUGUGAAAAAUGGGACUAAUUAUUCUUAGGCUACAGUCCAUUCCUCCAAGCUCAUAUAUGUUAAAGUUAAUGAGUGUUGGAUGCUGCUGCAGAUCUGUGUAUGUUUGUGUGGCGCCAGAAUAAACAGGGAGGGAGAGAGACGUGCAGGCUGGGAGGCAGGGGAGGACAGAGACGGACAGAGAAGCACAGAGACAGGCAGAGAGGUGGGAAGGCAGGCAAGCAUGGAGACAGAUAUAAAAGAAAGGCAGUAGACAGGAAGAUAGUCAGAAACAUAGACAGACAAACAGGAAGGGAGUUUAGCGGAGAGGAAAGGACAGAAACAUGCAUAAAGGCAGACAGACAAACAGAAAGAGACAAGAAAACAAAGCAAGCGGACAGGAGAGCAGGCGGGGAGACAAGGACACAAGCAGACAGACAGACAGACGCGCUGGCGGGCUGCCUCGACGCUCUCCACCCAGUAACACCGCCACGUGCUAUUAGUAUCGCAAGCACACGCUCAGUAAGACAGUGCAUGAUAGAAAGGGAGGAAGGAGGAAGAGAGUGAUUAAGAAUAAGAUUUAGAUUCAUUACUUAAAAGGGAGAGGAGCAAGAGGAAGGGGAUGAAAGGCUGAAUGCAUAAUGACAAGAAUAAGAAGGGAAAGAGAAUGAAGACUUGAGUUGAGAGAGGACAUAAUGAGGGGAGAAUAGUAAGAAGGGGAAAUACAAAACUGAAUGAAGGGAAAGAAUAUGAAGACCUAAAAAUAGAAAGAAGAGAAGCAGACACUAGAGAAACAGUAAGAAGAAAAGAACAGUACGAAGGAGAAAAACAACAUUGAGUGAAGGGAAAAGAAAGAUAAGGAAGGGAAACAAUAUGGAGGUGCAAGAUGAGUAAGAAGAGGAGGAAGAACAGACGUAAGGAUGAGCCAGUGCAUAAUGAGUGUAGUGUCCUAGUUUAGAGAGGACAGGCCAGACCAGCCCGGCACGUUGCCCACAGUUUAUAAACACUGGGGCUUGCCAAAUGCACUGCGGGAGGCAGAAUGCACAGUGGCAGACGAGAAAAGACGAAAAAAACGGACUUUGGAGCAUAUGUCUUCUUGGCGCCGGGAAGGGAGGAAGGCACGGCAAGGGAACAUCAGUUUCUGACGCACUUCCGUAGCCUUUCUCGUGUCAUUCUUAUAUAACCGCAAUUUAUUAACAUUCCCUGCCCUCCCACGUGCCUGUCUCGUGACUGCCAAUGCCUUAUGACUUCAAAUACCCUGUGUGAGGCUCCCUGACGUCCAUACGGAGCCAUAAACUAGUGAAAUGUCAGGAGAUAAGGUGAAGGUGAUAGCGAUGAGAGGUUUAGUUGAGUCAGUCAUGAAGUGUUGGUCUCAGUCAUUGUUUUCCUUACGUCUCUCCUUCCCAUGCGCCAGAUAAUUAUAAAUGGUCAGAAAAAGAUACUUGUUCCGUCCUUCAGUAAUACAGAGUCUGGUGAUAAGUAAAUGUGAUACGUAUAUACGAACUGAAAUGAGUUAAUUGAUUAAGGGAGAACUGGUAGGGAAACAUAGACAGAAGCAGAAGUUUUGUGACUGGUUUGGUAAUGAUUGUAAGGGGGGAAUUUAUUAUUCGUACAAUAGUUUUAACGAAUGGUACGAAAGUCAGUCGAGAAAGUGACGAAACUCAUUUCAUUUUAAGAGUGUUUCUUUAGUGUUUCUUUGCCUUGGUUCCAGCGUGUACUAGUAGAUGUAUGUACUUUUAUACCUCAAAGCGUCAUCAAAUUCACACUUAUCCCAUUUCAUUUAUUUCGGUUCAUGAUUUACUGUGGAAUCUUCAUUUGUAUUUUUUCCCUCUCACUCAUUACCAUAUCAAGCAUCAUAUUAUAGGCCAGAUAGAUUGAUAGAGAGAUAGAAUGUCAAUCAGUACUCAUUAUUCUUAUUAUUAUUAUUAUUAUUAUUAUCAUUAUUUUAUUAUUAUUAUUAUUAUUAUUAUUAUUAUUAUUAUUAUUAUUAUUAUUAUUAUUAGAGGGAUACAUAUUUUCCAGCUUGCCAAUUUUAAAUGUUACGUUUGAACAACAAAACACUGAAAAACCCAGAAAUAUUUCACAAACUACCAACUAACAUUGACAAAAACUUUUACCGAAUCCUUAAUAAUCCAAAAAACAUCAAUUCAGCUACUAUUGCUAUCAUUUCGUGUACUUAAGGAGUAGGUACAAAUUUUCGAGGCUUCCAGUGUUUUAUUCUCACGGCUGACAUUUGAACGUCUUUGAGCAACAGAAUCCGGCAGCGUGAGGUACAGGUAGCACGUGUGUUGGAAUUGGUCUUUAUAUUUCCUUAAUUUUUAUCGUAAUUUUCGCGUCAGUGUGUCUGUAACUGACUUACAACGUGCUUAAAUAAGUGGAGGAAGUCUAUAAGUGCUCAAGACGACCGAGGAACAUCAGAUGGUGGAUGAAAGUAAGUGUUACUGUCCCACUUGUGAAAUUUCCUGGCGUCGCGGUUCAUUCCUGGAAUUUUCGGGGCUUCGUACCACACGGAACUAACAUUUAUUUAUUUAUUUAUUUUAUUUUAUUUUUUUUUAUUUCCUGACUUUUUUUAUUUUUUUAUUCAUGAGUUUGAGUGUAUACAUAUACAUAAACAUAAGGAGUUUUAGCUGGUGAAACUUAGUCUUCUAUUUUAUUUUCUCUCUUAAAAUGAGUGGACAUAUUUCCAGACUACGGAGCUUCGAACCAUAACGACUCGUAUGGUUUUAAAAUAUUAAUUGUCCAUCGACUUUUCCGUUCAUUGUAUAACUUAGGGUAAGGAAAGACGUUUUUAUCUUAUUGUUGAGCUAAGUGAUAAUAAGUUACGGUAAUGAAGAAAAGUAAGUUCACUGAUGAUUCAGAUUGGUUCAAACUGAUUCAUUGGUAAAUUCAACCGCGUUAACUUUGAAGCGCAGUCGGUUGAUCUGUUUUUUUUUUAAUUUUUUUUUAUUUAUUUAUUUUAUUUUUUUUCGAUUUUGGUUUCGGGAAUUUGGAAGGAAGAAAUAUGAUGCGUUAUAUUUUGUAUAUCUUUGCUUUAGGAACUAUUUAAGUGUUGAAAGUAGGAAAUUUGGUCUCUAUAUUUGAUUUCAGUGGUGGUGUUGAUUACUACUCGAAAAAUGAUUACUAUUUGUAGGGAAUGAUUUGAUAUGGCGUGUUUUGCUUGUCUUUGGUUCGGAAACUACUUGAAUGUUGAAAGGAACUAAUUCAAUCCCCUUUAUUUAAUUUUUUUUUCUUUUUAUUUCUGUUUAUUUAUUGCAAUUUGAAACUUCUGUGUGAAGGAAAGAAUUUGAUCCGGUGGCUUUGGUUCGGAACUCCUUACAGCUGAAUGGAGGAAAAAACCCGGUAUAUUUUCUUGUCAGUAAUAUUUUAGUUUAUAUUAAUUAGUAGUACUUUUUAUUUUACGUAGGAAUAUGUACAUUUAUAUUUAUUUCAGCCAUUCACGAGAGUACACUUUUCAUUUCGGAUGCAUUAAUGCAUACAUUUAUCCGAAUCAUUAUGCAACGUCCCGGAAUCUGUUUGAAUUUUGUGUUUUUGGUCCAUUUUUUUUUUUUUUUGUGUGUUUUUUGGUCCAUGUGUUUCAGAAUGCAUCACUAGUUACCAAUAUCUUUUGUUCAAUGUGUGUGUGUGUGUGUGUGUGUGUGUGUGUACCGGGCGUUCAAUUCAUCCGUGUAUAAUGUCUUUGUUAAUAAAUCAGUAACUUAUUU